AUGUUGAGAAAAAAGAGAGAGAGCGAAAGAGAGAGAGCAUUUAUAGAGAAUGGAAGCAGGGUACUUGAGAAGCUGGUUUCCACUUGUAAUGGCAAACCUAUUCCCAUCCGUACCUUCUCCUUUGCAGAGAUAAGCAACGCCACAAAUAACUUUGAUCCUCAACUUGUUAUACGUGAAGUGUGGGCUUAUCAAUGGUACAAAGGUUAUCUUGAAGGCCGAACUAUUUCCAUUAAGAAAGCGAUACAUGACUGUGCAAAGGAGGAGGUGCUCACUGAUUUAGCAUUUUCUGCAAAGGUGAGUGCUCACAAGAAUGUUCUAAAGCUCGUUGGUUGCUGCCUUGAGACUCCAAUUGUCAUUUUAGUGCAUGAAUUUGCUGGGAAGGGGAUCCUGAAGGAUCUUAUUGUCGCCGAUAAUGAGCCCCUGACGUGGGAGAGUAAGCUAAAGAUGGCAAGAGAGAGUGCUCAUGCAAUUUCAUAUCUCCACACUGCAUUCUCUAGACCCAUCAUCCAUACCGGUAUUGGACUACAUAAUAUCUUCAUAGACUGCCAUGGGGUUCCAAAACUAACUGAUUUUUCAAAUUCUUUAAAAAUCCCCGAGGGUGAAACCAUGUCAAGGAUGAUUCUGAUGAAUGGGAAUUUUCUAGGACUAUGAGAGAAGUAUGCCCCAACUAUAGGGAGACGAGGUGCAUAACAGAGAAAACUGACGUCUAUUGAUUCGGUUGGACUCUCUUGCA
Juglans microcarpa x Juglans regia is the source of this 733-nucleotide messenger RNA. Its product is annotated as serine/threonine-protein kinase ZRK1-like. Gene Ontology annotation, molecular function: ATP binding; protein serine/threonine kinase activity. The record is from RefSeq and is a predicted model, not a curated record. Bases 1 to 651 code for a protein of 216 amino acids. Lineage: Eukaryota; Viridiplantae; Streptophyta; Magnoliopsida; Fagales; Juglandaceae. Gene Ontology annotation, cellular component: plasma membrane. The transcript is spliced from 2 exons. Gene Ontology annotation, biological process: cell surface receptor signaling pathway; protein phosphorylation.